CUGGAGUACUCAACUGAGCAGUUGAUGCCCGACAGCUUCACCUCGCUGCGCGCCAUGGUUUGCAUGUGUCCAGACAGGCCUCGCCAGCGAGUUCUCAGUGAUGGAACGGUUUACGUGGCAUUCCUUGCGGUCGGCACCUCUUGCGGCUGGUUCGUGAUCAACGGUCUCUUCAACCUCAUUGCAAACGAGCCAGAGGUGUCUCAAGGAGGAAAGAUGAUGGGGGAAGUCACGCUUGUUGGAUCCAUCGUGAGCCUUCUUCUGUGCGGUUGCUACGUCCUCUGGAUGAUAACCUUCGGCAAGCCCGCGCGGCGCACAGAGCAACGGUGGAGCUCCGGGCUGAUCGUUCUUGGCGUGAUCAGCUUUGCAAUGCUGGCCAUGGGUUGGGACGUUGGCCCGCCGAGCUAUCCGAUGGUCUUGGCGACUGCAGUGACCGGAUCGAUUGUGGGCAAUGCCUCCAUACUGAUGCUUUUCCCGCUGAUUUCCACCUACUAUGGCGGCUGGCUUGUAGCGCCAGUGCGAGCGGGGACUGACAUUUCGAGUAUGUUCACCGCCUUCUUGGCGCAACUGCAGAGCCCGGAUGGUGAGACACACACCUUUCCCACGUGUCUGCUUUUCGUUUUCUACACCAUGAUCAGCUGCCUGGGACUGGUUGCCUGGACGGUGAUCCUCCGGAAGGGCAUCGGCCUCAGGGAGAAGGAGACGCCGACAAAAAGCCUGGACGCUCCCAGAAUGGAUGUGGAGCCCGACGCCCGCAGACCCCCUCCCCAAGGCCUUUUCCGUGCACCCGGAUCCCCCCGGCAGAUGUUGUCGAUGAGGAGACCACCUCGACGACUGCCUCUGAGUCAAGCACCAGAGGGGAGGAUGCGCGGGACACGCCGCAGAGCUUCUGCAUGGCGCAGUUGUCGAGCCUCCAGUGCCCGCGCCAACUCAUCCUCCCUGUGGUGCUUGCCACGCUCACGCAGAUCACGCAGUGCCUGA
This is a messenger RNA of Symbiodinium sp. CCMP2456, 978 nucleotides long. NCBI's taxonomy places the organism in Eukaryota, Dinophyceae, Suessiales, Symbiodiniaceae. The record is from the annotation of a GenBank genome assembly.